AGUAGGCCAUAGAGAACUACAGACGCCAGUUUUAGGGUCCACUUCUACUCGUCAUUUGUUGCCAAAAUCUGUCUACUCUUUUUUUUUUUUCCUUUGAGAAAAUAAUUGUUCUUAUUAUUAUUAUUAUUAUUAUUAUUAUUGUAGUUUUAAUUUUUUUUUCUUAUAAGUAUGAUAGCAUAUGAUAUAAUAUAACUCUGCUCUCUUCUCUUACUCGAAUCACAAUACAUAAACUCUGCCCAUUUUUCCAUUGCAGCAGGAGCUAUGAUUAGGCUGUUUAAAGUGAAGGAAAAGCAGAGAGAACAAGCUGAAAAUGCUAAUGGAGGAGCACCUAUUAAAAAGCAAACUGCUGGAGAAUUGCGUCUUCACAAGGAUAUUUCUGAGCUGAAUCUGCCAAAAUCAUGCACCAUAUCUUUCCCUAAUGGCAAGGAUGAUCUUAUGAAUUUUGAGGUUUCAAUCCGACCAGAUGAAGGAUAUUAUUUAGGUGGCACCUUUUUGUUCUCUUUCCAAGUUUCUCCGAUCUAUCCGCAUGAAGCGCCAAAGGUUAAGUGCAAGACCAAGGUUUACCAUCCAAACAUUGACUUGGAAGGAAAUGUCUGCCUCAAUAUCUUGCGAGAAGACUGGAAACCUGUCCUCAAUAUAAACACUAUCAUUUAUGGAUUAUAUCAUCUUUUCACGGAGCCAAAUUAUGAAGACCCCCUUAACCAUGAUGCUGCUGCAGUGUUAAGAGACAAUCCAAAAAUGUUCGAAUCUAAUGUAAGAAGAGCUAUGGCUGGAGGGUACGUGGGGCAAACCUUCUUUCCCCGGUGUAUUUAGCUUUUGUUGUUGCGUGGCAAAAAGUACCAAUUGGCUUACAUUAUCGAAUGGUCAAAUGCCUGUGGUUGUAAAAUUUAUCUGCAAUUUACAUUUUGUCAUCCUUUUCAAUUUUACUGAGUGGAGCUGGGGGCAUUAGUUCCUGGACGUGCAACUGAAACACAAACAUAAUUUGUAUGUUACUGUAACUCUUGUUGGGAUUUGUAUGUUGACUUGUUAUCUUAAAUUAGUGUGUAACAAGCAUAGGGUUAGACUCUGUGCAUGUCUUGGAGAAUUAAACAUCACAUUUGUUUGCA
Ricinus communis (castor bean) is the source of this 1106-nucleotide messenger RNA. Its product is annotated as NEDD8-conjugating enzyme Ubc12. Bases 262 to 813 code for a protein of 183 amino acids. Gene Ontology annotation, molecular function: NEDD8 transferase activity. The transcript is spliced from 6 exons. Gene Ontology annotation, biological process: protein neddylation. The record is from RefSeq and is a predicted model, not a curated record. NCBI's taxonomy places the organism in Eukaryota, Viridiplantae, Streptophyta, Magnoliopsida, Malpighiales, Euphorbiaceae. Gene Ontology annotation, cellular component: nucleus.